AUGGCCUGGGCUCUGAAGCUGCCUCUGGCCGAUGAGGUGAUUGAAUCCGGGCUGGUGCAGGACUUUGAUGCUAGUCUAUCCGGGAUCGGCCAGGAACUGGGUGCUGGUGCCUAUAGCAUGAGUGAUGUCCUUGCACUGCCCAUCUUUAAGCAAGAAGAAUCAAGUCUGCCUCCAGAUAAUGAGAAUAAAAUCCUCCCUUUUCAAUACGUGCUGUGUGCUGCCACCUCCCCAGCAGUGAAACUCCAUGAUGAGACUCUGACAUAUCUCAAUCAAGGACAGUCUUAUGAAAUCCGAAUGCUAGACAACAGGAAACUUGGAGAACUUCCAGAAAUUAAUGGCAAGUUGGUGAAGAGCAUAUUCCGUGUUGUGUUCCAUGACAGACGGCUACAGUACACAGAACAUCAGCAGCUGGAGGGCUGGAGGUGGAACCGACCUGGAGAUAGAAUUCUUGACAUAGAUAUCCCAAUGUCUGUGGGUAUAAUCGAUCCUAGGGCUAACCCAAACCAACUAAACACAGUGGAGUUCUUGUGGGACCCUGCGAAAAGGACGUCUGUUUUUAUUCAGGUGCAUUGUAUUAGCACAGAGUUCACCAUGAGGAAACAUGGUGGUGAGAAGGGAGUGCCAUUUCGAGUACAAAUUGAUACCUUCAAGGAGAAUGAGAACGGGGAGUAUACUGAGCACUUACACUCAGCCAGCUGCCAGAUCAAAGUCUUCAAGCCCAAAGGUGCAGACAGAAAACAAAAAACAGAUAGGGAGAAAAUGGAGAAACGAACACCUCAUGAGAAGGAGAAAUAUCAGCCUUCCUAUGAGACAACCAUACUCACAGAGUGUUCUCCGUGGCCUGAGAUCACAUAUGUCAAUAAUUCCCCAUCACCUGGCUUCAACAGUUCCCAUAGCAGCUUUUCUCUUGGUGAAGGAAAUGGUUCACCAAACCACCAGCCAGAGCCACCCCCUCCAGUCACAGAUAACCUCUUGCCAACAACCACACCUCAGGAGGCCCAGCAGUGGUUGCAUCGAAACCGUUUCUCCACGUUCACGAGGCUUUUUACAAACUUCUCAGGAGCAGAUUUAUUGAAACUAACUAGAGAUGAUGUGAUUCAAAUCUGUGGCCCUGCAGAUGGAAUCAGACUUUUUAAUGCAUUAAAAGGCCGGAUGGUGCGCCCAAGGCUAACCAUUUAUGUUUGUCAGGAAUCCUUGCAGCUAAGGGAGCAGCAGCAACAGCAACAGAACCAGCAGAAGCAUGAGGAUGGAGACUCAAAUGGUACUUUCUUCGUUUACCAUGCCAUCUACCUAGAAGAACUGACAGCUGUUGAACUGACAGAAAAAAUUGCUCAGCUUUUCAGCAUUUCCCCUUGCCAGAUCAGCCAGAUCUACAAGCAGGGGCCAACAGGCAUCCAUGUGCUCAUUAGCGAUGAGAUGAUACAGAACUUUCAGGAAGAAGCCUGUUUUAUUCUGGACACAAUGAAAGCAGAAACCAAUGAUAGCUAUCAUAUUAUACUGAAGUAG
Rangifer tarandus platyrhynchus (Svalbard reindeer) is the source of this 1506-nucleotide messenger RNA. NCBI's taxonomy places the organism in Eukaryota, Metazoa, Chordata, Mammalia, Artiodactyla, Cervidae. The record is from the annotation of a GenBank genome assembly.